UUUUGUUUAGUGUGUUGUUAAUUAAUUCGAUGAAUAAUCAGAACGAUACUGGUACACCAUCUGGUUCUGGAAACCAAGACACAAAUGUAAAUUUUGGUGAUCCUGGACAGACUGCAGAACCUUUAAUUAAAUUUAAGUACCCACAAAGACCACAGACUGUGCCUGCUGUUCAAAACUUUGGGGGGAAAGCUCCACCUCCAAGCAAAGCAAUUGUCAAGGGAGAGUUAGAAGGAGAUCAAGAUGAUUAUGUAAAGAGGAGGCAAAGAAACAAUAUUGCUGUGAAGAAAAGUCGUGAAAAAUCACGAGAGAAGUCUCAAAUCACAUCGGAAAGAAUUGACCAACUGAAAGAGGAAAACUGUGUGCUUGAAAAUAAAGUUGAAGUUCUUAACCAGGAACUUAAAGUUUUAAAGCAAGUUUUUAUGGACCAUGCCAAAGGGUUCAGUGGUAGUGGCAUAGACCUACCAGACUUGGAACAGCUGGAGAAACUGUUGGGUCACAAACUGACCGACAAACCAGGAACUUCACAAAUGCAUGAUAAUAAAACCAAUGGACCAAGCUGUAGUGGUUCUAAAAGCUAACCUUUUAAAAUAUUUUUAGAACGUUAUUAAUCUGUUAUAAAAUUGUUUUGAAAAACUUAAAAAUAUCACACUGUGUGGCCAUUAUCAACUUUUUCUGUUUUAGUGGUUUUUAUUCAUGUUUGUUUAUUUUACUUGUGUUUUUAUUUAUUCUCUAAUUGCCAACAUAAUUUUCUUUUUAUAGAUUUUUUUUAUUUUUAAGUAAGGUUUGAAAUCAUUAAGUUUGCAUUGCAUGUUUAUACAGUUACAUUCAGUAAACUACAGUAGGCUAUGAAUUAAAACUGUUGUAGAGAUUUUUGACUAUUGUGUUUUGUUUCCAAACAAGUUUCUUUAUUUCUGUACAUUAAAGGCAACAUUCCUUCAAACUUGAACACAUUAAGUUUAGUGUCGCCUAGGGCCUAGCUAGGCUACUAUUGCAUGAAACAUUAAUUCCUCCAUUUGAAAAAGCUAAACUGACUUGUUUUAAUAUUUAUCAAUCAUUUAUAUUUUUAG
Messenger RNA from Ciona intestinalis (vase tunicate), 1067 nucleotides. NCBI's taxonomy places the organism in Eukaryota, Metazoa, Chordata, Ascidiacea, Phlebobranchia, Cionidae. The record is from RefSeq.